AUGAUAAAAUUGUCAUUUCAAAUUUGUUGGAAGGAAACAUUCAUAAAUUUUGGGCUGCGUUUAUUUAAUCGUAGAUUAAAAGCACGAGAAAUGAGACUAUUGGAUGCUAUAGAUUGCUUUAGCAAUUUUAAUUCCCAUUUGGAAAAUGCCCUAAUUUGGUUAGUUGGGAUCGAUAAUACGCUGAAUAAAUUUCAUUCUUCCGUAAAAACAAGUAGCCGCGAUCCAAUUAUGAUCAAAUAUCAAGAAGAAAACUACCAAAACCUUCGUAAAGAAAUACAGGAUCACGAAUCAAUUAUGUCGCAAAUAAUUAAGGCAGGAAAUCGGGUUAAUCCUGAUCUAAAUGAGGAUGAGGAAAAGGUUUUGAAAGAUAAAAUUGUCAAAUUACAAGAUGAUUGGGCACGAUUACAGGAGGAUAUUAUCGACAUUGGUGUGAUUAUAGAAGAACAUUGCAGACAAUGGAAUGAGCUACAAAGUAAUUUACGCAAGUUAAACGAAUGGUUAUUACAAGUUAAUGAUGAAUUAGCUGCGGAAGAACCUCUGAAAGGAGAUCUGCAUGCUUUGCAACAACAAAAUGAGAAUUUACUGGAUAUUAGGUCUCGACUGGCAACACAUCAGCCUCUUGUCGAAGAAACGCUUGAAAGUGGUAGUUUAUAUGCAAAGAGUCAGGAUGAUAGAACUCAAGAAGAUCAGUAUGGUGAUAUUGAUCAACAACCUAUGGUUGAAUUGAAGGGAUUACUAGCAUUACUAGGUGAUAGAUGGAAUAGUGUUUCGAAACGUGCGGACGAUUGGCAGACUUUAUUGGAUAAAACUAUCCUUGAAUUUAAUGAGCUAACGUCAUUGAUGAGAGAAGCUGUUUCACAACUUCUUUCGUGUGAGAAAAAAAGAUUAUCAUGGGUCAGCCCUCGUGAUAUCAAUUCUGAAAAUCUAAGUUCUCAACUUCAAGAUCUCAAGUCAUUCAGGGAAUCAAUUCAAAAAAAUCGUCCUAAUAUCGAAAAUAUCAAACGGUUAUAUUUCUCGAUUGGCAAAAAAGGAAUUACCUUGAACAGAGUUAUUAUUGAUCAGUAUUCUGAUAUCAAUCGUCGCUGGGCCGAUUUAACCCGAAGUGAGCAAAUACGGAUUGAUGAACUCAAAGAAUUCCGAGAUACAACGACUGAAGUAUCUCAUCAUCAAUCGGAAGUUACCUCCAAGCCACCAUGGGAAAAAUCAUUAACCGUUAAUAAUGUACCGUACUAUGUUAAUCAUGAAAAGAAAGUCACACAAUGGGACCACCCGCAAAUGACUGAAAUUUAUGAUUUACUUGUCAACAACAAUUUCAUUAAGUAUGCCGCUUAUCGUACCGCUAUGAAACUAAGGAAAUUACAAAAAUGCUUAUUUUUAAAUUUCAUCGAGCUAAAUUCUUUAAAGACUGCCUUCCAAGAUUCUGGCCUCCGAUUUAAGAAUGAUGCCUACAUUGACAUUAACGAUAUUUAUAAGUUGUUGAAUAUCGUCUAUGAAAGAAUUAAUAAUAAGAAAUUUAGCAGGAAAAAAAUACCGCUAUACAAAGAUUUAGUCGUCAAUUGGUUAUUAAAUGUCUACGACGUGCCCAGAACUGGUAAAAUACGUAUCUUGUCGCUUAGAAUUGGCCUCGUAAUAUUAUGUAAUGCGCCGCUUGAAGAAAAAUACAGAUAUAUGUUCAAUCUUAUUGCCCGUCAUGAUGGCUGCACCGAUAAAGCGAGAUUAGGCCUAUUUCUUCACGAUUGUCUUCAGAUUCCACGACAGCUGGGCGAAGUUGCUGCAUUUGGAGGAAGUAAUAUCGAACCUAGUAUUCGUAGCUGUUUGGAAACGGGUAAUUCAGAGGAAUUUGUUGGCUCUGUUCAAUUCCUCGAUUGGAUGUUGGCUGAACCACAGUCUAUGGUUUGGCUUCCAGUCAUGCAUAGAAUAUCAGCAGCAGAAAAUGUCUCUCAUCAGACAAGAUGUAGUGUUUGCAAGACUGCUGCAUUUAAAGGAUUAAGAUAUCGUUGCUUGGAAUGUUUUAAUUUCGAUAUGUGUCAGGCAUGCUUUUUCAAAGGAGAGACCUGUAAAGGACAUAAAUCAUCUCAUCAAAUGCAAGAGUAUUGCUUGGAGUCUUCAACAGGCGAUGAUGCUAAGGAUUUCUUCAAAUUCGUUCGUAAUAAAUUGAAAACUAAGAGUAUGCGACGUCGUAGUCGUAAACUUGGUUAUCUACCUUUACAAUCUGUUGUUGAAGGGGAUAGUGUUGAAUCGCGACGCUCAAGUAAAAAUCGAUCAAGUAUUGAAACUGAUCGCCCUCUUCUUGCCAUGGCUGAAGAUGAAGAGGAAUUAUCAGCGGAAGCAGUUCGACUCAAAGAGGAUAAGAAUCGUUUAGAAAAGAAAAUGGCUAAAUUAGAGAUCUAUAAUAAGCAACUGGAAGGCCAGUUAAAGUUAUUAAAAAACAGUAUUAAUGAAACCGUAAGUUUCGAUUGUCGGAAACUUUUAAAUUCUGCCAAUGAAUCAAUUUUACCUAUAGUGUAA
This is a messenger RNA of Trichoplax adhaerens, 2508 nucleotides long. RefSeq lists its product as uncharacterized. Gene Ontology annotation, molecular function: zinc ion binding; protein binding. Gene Ontology annotation, biological process: synaptic signaling. Gene Ontology annotation, cellular component: plasma membrane. The coding region runs from base 1 to 2508 and encodes 835 amino acids. Lineage: Eukaryota; Metazoa; Placozoa; Uniplacotomia; Trichoplacea; Trichoplacidae. The record is from RefSeq and is a predicted model, not a curated record. The transcript has 17 exons.